Messenger RNA from Andrographis paniculata, 1791 nucleotides. RefSeq names its product pentatricopeptide repeat-containing protein At3g21470. Gene Ontology annotation, molecular function: protein binding; RNA binding. The transcript has a single exon. The coding region runs from base 114 to 1682 and encodes 522 amino acids. The record is from RefSeq and is a predicted model, not a curated record. Gene Ontology annotation, biological process: RNA modification. Lineage: Eukaryota; Viridiplantae; Streptophyta; Magnoliopsida; Lamiales; Acanthaceae.
UUAAGCCAUUAAUGAGAAUCUGAACAUGCGUCUGCUUCACUUGUUUACCUUUCUUGCACUUCUGCAAGAUAACCGCCACUCUUCGCUCCAUAGAAUUAUUUCUUUUUUAUCAAAUGUCGAACCCUCGAACCGAAAAUCCAUCAUCCAACUGGGUUUAUUCCAUUAGAAGCUGUAUUUCUAAGAAAAAGCCGAAAACAGCAAUUUCGAUAUACACCCAAAGUCGCGGCAAAGGAGGGAAUUUAACCAGCGCCAUCCCGUUAAUCCUUAAAGCCUGUGCUUCUCUAUCCUUGCUAAUUUACGGGCAGAUGCUGCAUUCGGAAAUUUUGAAAACCGGGGUGGAACGCGAUGUAAUGGUGGGGACAUCCUUGGUGGAUAUGUACGGUAAGUGUCGGGACAUAGCGAGCGCCCACAAGGUGUUCGAUCAAAUCUCUGAAAAGAAUGCGGUCACCUGGAAUGCAAUGAUUGGAGGCUACAUGAGGAAUGGCCAUACGCACAAGGCGUUAGUUUUAUUCGAGAAAAUGACACGAAGGACGUCUGUCACUUGGAUUGAGCUUAUUGAUGGGUAUGCAAGAAACAGGAACACGGCAAUGGCAAGGCAGGUGUUUGAUGAAGUUCCUGGAGAAUUGAAGACUGUGGUGACCUGGACAGUGAUGGUUGACGGGUAUGUAAGAAAUGGGGAUAUGGAGGCUGCCAGGGAAGUGUUUGAGAGGAUGACGGAGACGAAUUUCUACGUGUGGUCCGUGAUGAUCACAGGGUAUUUCAAGAAAGGCGACGCAGGGAAUGCGAGGGAGAUUUUCGACAGAAUGGGUGUGAGGAAUUUGGUGAAUUGGAAUUCCUUGAUUUCUGGCUAUGCUCAGAAUGGGAUGCCUGAAGAAGCAUUGGAAUCUUUUACAAGAAUGCAGGACGCAGGGUUCAAGCCUGAUGAAGUUACUGUGGCUAGUUGUUUGUCAGCCUGUGCUCAAUCAGGGAUGUUGGAAUUUGGUAAGAAAAUCCAUGACAUGAUUCUCAAGAACUCCAUUGGAAUGAAUGUAUUCGUCUCAAAUGGAUUGGUCGACAUGUAUGCAAAGUGUGGGGAUCUAGCGAAUGCCAGACUUAUAUUCGAGGGGAUAUCGACGAAAAACAGUGCUACGUGGAACAGUUUGAUUGCUGGAUUAGCCAUCCAUGGCCAAACUAGAGAGGCCAUUGAGAUCUUUAGACGGAUGGAGGAGUCUGGCGAAAAACCAGAUGACAUAACAUUCCUUUCUGUUCUGUCAGCGUGUGCUCAUGGAGGCUUCGUGGAAGAUGGUUUAGAAGUGUUCUCGAAGAUGAAGAAGUACGGAUUGACAGCCAAUGUAAAGCAUUAUGGAUGUCUUGUUGAUCUGUUGGGGCGUGCGGGUAAGCUACAAGACGCAUACAGCUUAGUAAGAGGGAUGCCGAUGGUGCCAAAUGACACUAUCCUUGGAGCUCUGCUCGUGGCGUGUAGAAUUCACUCGGACACAGUUAUGGCAGACAAUGUGCUCGAAUUGGUGAGGAAGGUGAGCUUCAAUUGCGGGAUCCAUGACGAUGCACAUUACGUGCAGCUGUCGAACAUCUAUGCUGCUUCCGAAAAAUGGGAGAUGGCUGAGGGAAUGCGCCACAUAUUUUCGACUAGAGGAUCUAAAAAGACACCUGGAUGCAGUGCACUGAUGGUUCGAGGAAACUGAAACUGGUGUCGAAGCAGGUAAUUUUAUUGAAUUAUCAACAGACUGAACACUCUGAAUUACAAGAAACAAAUUUGCACACAUAUGGAUUGAUCUUAGGACAGUUUCUUGA